AUGGCAACCUCCACCUGCGACUACCAGGUUUGUUCACCGUCUGCCACUAAACUCGCGUCUGCUGCUGCCUCAUGGAAGGACGACCCAGUGUCUGCCUCCUUCCAACUCUUCAGUCUCAUUGAAAUGCAGGAUAGAUUCCUCGAACAAGUCCAGGCCAUAGAUGCCUACAUCCUGGAACUGACCGAGAAGAUCGUGAGAGAUGCAGCCAAUGGCGGCCAUGUUGGCCAUGGGUUACUUCUGCUCAACAGGAAGUGUGUAGCUGAGGGUGUCCGUCAGGUGUACCUACGACUGGCCACACAGAAGUGGAGACAAGUCAGGCAGUGCUACAACUUCAUCAGACAAAACUUCGAAGACCAAGACCAUCUUUCAGCAACUGAUAUGGACGAGCCACAUGACCACGAGGUCACCCAGAUUGCUCGCGGACUUAGUAUGGAGUGUUGUGCAUUCCAGAGAUCAUGCUAG
This is a messenger RNA of Haliotis rufescens (red abalone), 462 nucleotides long. RefSeq lists its product as uncharacterized. Bases 1 to 462 code for a protein of 153 amino acids. The record is from RefSeq and is a predicted model, not a curated record. The transcript is spliced from 2 exons. Lineage: Eukaryota; Metazoa; Mollusca; Gastropoda; Lepetellida; Haliotidae.